UAGAUGUGGUUGUGUUUUACAUCUCCUAGAUGUGGUUGUGUUUUACACCUCCUAGAUGUGUUGUGUUUUACACCUCCUAGAUGUGGUUGUGUUUUACACCUCCUAGAUGUGUUGUGUUUUACACCUCCUAGAUGUGGUUGUGUUUUACACCUCCUAGAUGUGGUUGUGUUUUACACCUCCUAGAUGUGUUGUGUUUUACACCUCCUAGAUGUGGUUGUGUUUUACACCUCCUAGAUGUGGUUGUGUUUUACACCUCCUAGAUGUGGUUGUGUUUUACACCUCCUAGAUGUGGUUGUGUUUUACACCUCCUAGAUGUGUUGUGUUUUACACCUCCUAGAUGUGGUUGUGUUUUACACCUCCUAGAUGUGGUUGUGUUUUACACCUCCUAGAUGUGUUGUGUUUUACACCUCCUAGAUGUGGUUGUGUUUUACACCUCCUAGAUGUGGUUGUGUUUUACACCUCCUAGAUGUGGUUGUGUUUUACACCUCCUAGAUGUGGUUGUGUUUUACACCUCCUAGAUGUGUUGUGUUUUACACCUCCUAGAUGUGGUUGUGUUUUACACCUCCUAGAUGUGGUUGUGUUUUACACCUCCUAGAUGUGGUUGUGUUUUACACCUCCUAGAUGUGUUGUGUUUUACACCUCCUAGAUGUGGUUGUGUUUUACACCUCCUAGAUGUGGUUGUGUUUUACACCUCCUAGAUGUGUUGUGUUUUACACCUCCUAGAUGUGGUUGUGUUUUACACCUCCUAGAUGUGUUGUGUUUUACACCUCCUAGAUGUGGUUGUGUUUUACACCUCCUAGAUGUGGUUGUGUUUUACACCUCCUAGAUGUGUGGUUCAGGAUCAUCUCCAGUUAGAAUCCAUCAGCCUACGUCACCCUGUGCUGUAACCUGGGUGAUUAUAGACCAUCCACACUCUCUCUCUCACACACACACACACAGGCACGCUUGUACCAUCUCAGCUCACCUCUCUCUCUCACGCACACACCCCAGUCUCUGAGACCCGGGCAUCUCUCUCUGACCAUGGACGUGUCAACGCUGGGCAGUGGGAGCAGCUGUUCAGAGGAUUGUGUGCUAGGGUCUGGCUGUCUGGAGGACUGUGGGAACCAGAGUGACCAGACUGAAUGGGAGGACUUCAGUGGGGCUGAGCUGGUGUGUGUGACAGCCGUGUGUGUGCUGCUGCUGGCCCUGGGCAUCGCAGGAAAUAUGUUAACCAUCCUGGUAGUUUGGCUCCGGCCACACCUGAGAAGCACCACCUACCUCUACCUGAGUAGUAUGGCCGUCUCCGACCUCCUCAUACUGCUUCUGAUGCCUUUAGAUCUGUACUACAAGCUGUGGAGGUUCCGGCCCUGGGAUCUGGGUGAUGCAGUGUGUAAGCUGAGUGUGUUCAUCAGUGAGAGUUGUACCUACUCCUCCAUCCUCCACAUCACCGCCCUUUCUCUGGAGCGCUACCUCGCUGUCUGUCGACCACUCACAGCCAAGACCCUGGUCACACGGACCCGCGUCCGUACUCUCAUUGGCUGCCUGUGGGUUGUGGCCGUGAUCAGCGCCGGGCCGGUGUUUGCUAUGGUAGGGGUAGAGGAGCUGGGGGGAGUUGAGGGGGAGAGCGAGUGUCGCUGUACGGACUACGCCAUCUCCUCAGGCCUGCUGGGGGCCAUGAUGUGGCUCUCCAACCUCUACUUCCUGGUGCCGCUGGGCAUUCUGGGAGUUGUGUAUGGUCUGAUCGGCAGGAAGCUUUGGCUCCGCCCACAACGCAGCAGCCGAGACCGCGCCCAGCGACACACCAUCAAGAUGCUGGGGAUGAUCGUGCUGGCGUUUGUUCUGUGUUGGCUGCCGUUCCACGUUGGUCGGACGUUGUUCUCUGUGACUCUGGGCUCCAGCGCUGAUAUGUACUACAUCUCUCAGUACUUUAACCUGGUCUCCUUUGUGUUGUUCUACCUCAGUGCUGCUGUCAACCCUAUCCUCUACAACACCAUGUCAGCACGCUACCGCCACGCUGUCCGCAGCCUGCUGCGCUCACACACACCCCGCUCCCACCACCCCCCACUCACCCCACAACACUCUACCACCACCCUGUAACUCACACACACCCCGCUCCCACCACCCCCCACUCACCCCACAACACUCUACCACCACCCUGUAACUCACACACACCCCGCUCCCACCACCCCCCACUCACCCCACAUCACUCUACCACCACCCUGUAACUCACACACACCCCGCUCCCACCACCCCCCACUCACCCCACAACACUCUACCACCACCCUGUAACUCACACACACCCCGCUCCCACCACCCCACAACACUCUACCACCACCCUGUAACUCACACACACCCCGCUUCUGCCACCCCCCACUCACCCCACAACACUACCAGCACCCUGUAACUCACACACACCCCACUCCCACUCACCCCACAACACUGUACCACCCCUCUGUAACUCACACAGAAAACCUUGGAGAUGGAUGGAGGAAUAAGAGUUUGUUUAGAGGCACAUUGUCUUUAGUGAGACAUACUGUCAGAUUUAUUGUAUAAUAUUUGGUUCAUAUAUAUUUGCCAUUUUGAUGACUGUUGGUUCUAAACCCCUGAAGGUGUGUGUGUUCUCAGAGUGAUGUGUAAUAAACUGUAAUU
Messenger RNA from Oncorhynchus masou masou (cherry salmon), 2628 nucleotides. Its product is annotated as growth hormone secretagogue receptor type 1-like. Lineage: Eukaryota; Metazoa; Chordata; Actinopteri; Salmoniformes; Salmonidae. Gene Ontology annotation, biological process: G protein-coupled receptor signaling pathway. The transcript has 3 exons. Gene Ontology annotation, cellular component: plasma membrane. The record is from RefSeq and is a predicted model, not a curated record. Gene Ontology annotation, molecular function: G protein-coupled peptide receptor activity. Bases 1021 to 2076 code for a protein of 351 amino acids.